AUGGAGGAAGCCGACCUUAGCGUGCCCCUGUUCAGCGGAGUCAGCAUCAGUGCCAGAGAGCCCGAAGAGGAUGACAAGGCCGACCUGCUAGGCAAGCGUGUGGUAGAGGAAGAGGAGGAAGAGGACAUCUUUUCCUAUAAAAACAAGAGGCUCGAUGAGGAUGAUCUCUUCGGUGGCCUCGACGAUCCCCUCGCCAAGAAGAAGCCGGCAGCCAAAGUUGGUGAGGGUCUGUUCAUCGACGAUGAGGUGGCGGCGGAUAUGCUCUCCCAUGACUUCAACGACCUCCUUCUGCUGAAGGCGGCAUCGCACAAGGAUGAGGGCGUUUUCAGAGCACGGCCCAAGGCGGUCGAGCUGGCUGCUGCAGACGAGGACGAUGUCCGCGUUCCUGACGUGGACUUGGAGAGCAUCGAGGGCCUGCAGAAGAGGACUUCGGCACAAACGAAGCCAAAGCGACAAGCGCCAGCCAUCGGGGGAGGAAGUGGCAUCAAGCGGGGCAACAGCAAGCUGGCCGCACCGACGACGCUCGAUGACGAGCUGUUUGGGCUGAUUGGCGACACAAGCACCGCCGGAGGAAGCGGGAACACCACCUCCGCUGCGGAUCCGCUCGAUGACAUCUCCUCCUACAUCGCCCGACAGCAGCAGACCACCAGCAAGGGUCUCUUUGAUGACUAA
Molecule: messenger RNA, 672 nt
Organism: Acanthamoeba castellanii str. Neff
Lineage: Eukaryota; Discosea; Longamoebia; Acanthamoebidae
Exons: 6
Coding region: 1-672 (223 amino acids)
Source: RefSeq, a predicted model, not a curated record